Messenger RNA from Trichoplusia ni (cabbage looper), 1220 nucleotides. It is a transcript of the gene Coq3, whose product is annotated as ubiquinone biosynthesis O-methyltransferase, mitochondrial. Gene Ontology annotation, biological process: ubiquinone biosynthetic process. The record is from RefSeq and is a predicted model, not a curated record. Gene Ontology annotation, molecular function: 2-methoxy-6-polyprenyl-1,4-benzoquinol methyltransferase activity. Bases 95 to 952 code for a protein of 285 amino acids. The transcript is spliced from 6 exons. Lineage: Eukaryota; Metazoa; Arthropoda; Insecta; Lepidoptera; Noctuidae.
CAUAAAUUCGAGGUUAUGUGAAGCUAAACGUCAAACCAAAGAAGACAUUCAUUACCGGUGUUUAUUUAUUUAUCAAUUUCACACAAACACGAAAAUGUGGUCUUACAAAUUGAGCAGAAGUGUUUUAAAUGGGACUAGAAAUAGUGGAAUAAAAAAGCUAGUUUGGUGUUCGACACAGUCAUCUGCACCAGUAGCAGACACGAAGCGUCUUACACAUUCUACUAUCGAUACUUCAGAUGUGGAACUAUUUUCUAAACAAAUGAAGGAUUGGUGGACUCCUGACGGACCAAUGGCCUUGUUACAUACAUUUAAUUUAUUAAGAGUUCCAUUUGUAAGAGAUGGUCUAGUCAAUACUUCACAAAGAGAUUUGUACCCACUAAAAGAUAAAAAGAUUUUAGAUGUUGGCUGUGGAGGUGGAAUACUCUCUGAGAGUUUAGCAAGACUUGGUGCUAGUGUCACAGGUAUUGAUGCAAGCAAGGAUUUAAUAGCCCUAGCUCAGGAGCACAGAAAUGUAGACCCUAAAAUAGCGAAUAACAAACCUGAUUAUAUAAAUUGCACCAUAGAGGACCACGCGAAGUCGGUAGCCAACCACUAUGACGCCGUCGUCGCCUCUGAAGUGAUAGAACACGUUAACAACCAAGAGCUAUUUGUUAAGUCAUGCAUACACGCUUUAAAACCAGGUGGACGGAUAUUUAUUACAACGCCUAACAGAACUAAGAUGUCACAAUUCUUUGUAAUAUUUCUUAGCGAAAAUGUAUUUAAUUUUAUACCUAAAGGAGCACAUCAGUAUGAGAAAUUCAUUACGCCUAACGAACUCACUUUUAUAUUAGAGAGAAAUGAUUGCCACGUGGAAUUAACUUACGGUAUUCUUUACAAUCCUGUAUCUCGCAAAUGGGACUUCUCUACGUACCAACAUCUCCAGUACGCUAUCCAAGCUGUAAAAUUAAGUUAAUUUGGUUCACCAAUAAAACGUAACAAGUAUCUACAUUUUGAAUAGGGUCAAAAUGAAUCAAAAACUUGCUGAAAAUGUUGAUAAAAAAGACAAAGGACUAAAUAAGAACUAUUUUGUUGGUUGUUAAUUUAUACCUGUAUGAACAGUAUUUCGGUUCACAUUUUGAAGAAUAAAGCUCGAAUGUCAUAAAUAGUUUUAUUUUUUUAAAGCAAUAUACUUACAUAAAACUCAUGCGAAAAGAAAUAUGUAGCAAAUGGAGUGUUAAACA